UUGCUGAGAUGUUAAUGACAGUGGAAUUAUUUAAGGCAGGGCUGGAGAACGCAGUGUGACUCCUCCAAACAACCACAAAAGGCCAGGGUGGAUUUGCAGAGCUUUAGAGAGUCACUGCCAGCUGUAUGGUAAUGUGACGCAAAGCUCCAGUGCGUUCAACUCACGCGUGCACGCACACGCACACACACACACACACACACACACACGUCUGCAGCCAUAUGAUCCAUCAUUUCACAGAUAACAGCGAACAUGCUUUUUCUGACAUGCAACGUGCUAUGAGCUAUAACUGAGAAGACAUCACCAGUGGGCCACUUUUCACAAGAGCCUCCUGAUUAUAGUAGCCCCUGUCGGCAAACUAAAUUACAGAACAUACCUGUUAUGUAGAACAUAACAUUAUGUAUUCUAUUUUAUAGAAUAUGUACCUCCUAUAGAAUACCUGAUCAUCUGAAACACAAACAGCAUCAUGGCAAAUUCUAUACUGUUUCAAAGAUGAAGAAAGAAAAUCAGAUACAGUAAGGGUUCUACAAAAUUUAGAAGAAAGAAAGAAAGAAAGAAUGAAAGAAAGAAAGAAAGGCCCACAAUCUUGAUACUAAACUAUUGGCAUGUGUAAUGACAGAAGCCACAUCUACUUAAUUUGGAUGGAUGGAAGGUAGGAAGGAAUGGAGGGAAGGAGGGAGGGAGGGAGGAAGGAAGGAAGGAAGGGGAAAAGGAAGGAAAAAAGGAAGGAAGGCACAGAAUCUUGAUACUAAACUAUUGGUAUGUGUACUGACAGAAGCCACAUCUAUUUAAUUUGGAAGGAAGAAAGAAAAAGAAAGAAUGAAAGAAAGAAAGAAGGGAAGGAAGGAAGGAUGGAAGGAAUGAAGGAAAGCACAGAAGCUCUGUGUACUUAAUAUUUAUUUCAACUAAUAAUUUUCUAAACACUAUAACUUAGAUACUAAACUAUUUGUAUUUAAACUGACUUCAUGUUUUACACAUGAAAGAAAGCAAGCAAGAAAGAAAGAAAGAAAGAGAAGAUAGUUGGUGUGUGAUACUUUCAGUGUAAAGAAAGAGAAAAGAGAAUAUCUCCACGUUAUUGUGUGUAUUUGUUCACCGAUAAGUGUGUGUGUGUGUGUGUGUGUGUGUGUGUGUGUGUGUGUGUGUGUAAGGUCAGUGUUAAGGUGUGUUCAGCUGUUCGUGUAUUAACCCUGCACGUGUUUAUGCAGCGCUCUGCACUAUGCUACUGAACGUGGAUGUCUUUAAGCAGAUACACGAACACACUCAUCCACUGCACUGAGCAUUCCUCCAGCAUCUCAACAGGACCGAAUGCGCUUUGUUGAUCCUUUGACCCUCUUCGUGCACUCUCAGUUUGAAAUGCUGCUGGAAUGAUCGGACCCCCACCCCACAGCGCGCGCGCGUCUAUAGAAAGCCAUCAGACCGAGAAAAAAAAGAAGCAUCCUCUUAUAAUGAAAAGCUCUCAGGUACAUCUGCGUGGCAAUCUGCAGCUCCUCUAAACCGAAUCGCCCUCUCUCUCUCUCUCUCUCUCUCUCCUCCCCUCCCACUCACCCAUCCGCAGGGAUCUCGUGCUCCAUCUGAUUGGCUGGGAGGGGGACGUCGCUUUCAUCGUUUCGACUUAAAAACAGUGCAGCUAUGCCUUGGUGAUGAAAAGAGGCAGCUCGCGGAAAUAAAGGCGGAGGGUGGGGACCGCUCACUGUAGCACGGAAACGCCUAAACCACACAAAAAAAAUCCCGCGCACACUGACACGAGUUCAGUGCCAUCUGUCCAUCUGAAAGUGCCUUGCUUCUGUUUGCGAAGAUGCCCAGAGGAUUUUUAGUCAAGAGAAACAGGAAAGCGACGCCCGUGUCGUACCGGAUCCGCGCGGAGCAUGAGGAGGAACAGGAGCGCGAGCAGAUGCAGCGAUCGAGCGAUGCGCCUCAAUCAGCAUCUGCGUCCUUAGCAUUAGUUGCAUCAGCACCACCGCGCGCGAACAGUCUGAGCCACGCUCCCAAACCGGUGCGUUUCGGAAACCCUGAGACUGUGUGCCAGUCGAUGUACAGCCCCACGCGCCCUGUGAGCCGAGAGCACGAGCGCGUGUCCCUCGAGCGCCGUUUCGACCUCGGCUCGCCCGUCUCGGCGGAGUCUUUCCCGACGCUCAACGGCUUCGAAGCUCAGCAGCACCUCGCGUGCGCUCCUGUGGACCUAAAGAUCGGCACAAGCGACAGCAACCGGAUCGCUAGCAAACGAGCAGCGCCUGAGCCCGAGCGCAAGAGCAAACCGGCACCCAAAAAAACCAAAGCGAUCAGGAAGUUACAGUUCGAGGACGAGGUCACGACCUCACCGGUUCUCGGGCUGAGGAUCAAAGAGGGUCCGGUUGAGCAAAAGCCGAGCACGCGCUCCGGUGUAGACAAACCGCUUGGCGAGUUCGUGUGCCGCCUGUGCGGUGAGGCGUACGCGGACCCGUUCGCCCUCGCGCAGCAUAGGUGCUCACGCAUCGUGCGUGUCGAGUACAGGUGUCCCGAGUGCGACAAGGCUUUCAGCUGCCCCGCCAAUCUAGCCUCGCACCGGCGCUGGCACAAACCCAAGCAGCUGAACACGACGGGGAACGAUGGCACCGACAAGAAACCCCGCGCGCCGGACGACACGAAUAAGGAUGUGCAAGCUGAGCUCGAGCGAGAGCGCGACACGCCCAGCCCCGGAGCCUCCGAGUCGGGUUCCGGCUCCGAUUCAGACGGCAUGUACGAGUGCCAGCGCUGCGCGAGGAAGUUCAAACGCCAGGCUUAUUUGAAGAAGCACGUCCUGACACAUCACGCUCCGCUGAGUGCAAGUCGCGAGAGUCACGCGCCGUCACAAGAAACCGAGGCGAAGCGGCUGGAGCACGCGCAGGUGCCUGUGCAGGCGCCGCUGGAUUUGAGCGCGUGUCCUGUAUGCGGGGAGACUUUCCCAAGUCGCGUGGCGCAGGAGAGGCACGUCCGCGUGCAGCACGCGUCUCACGUGUACCCGUGCAAGCACUGUCCGGCUGCUUUCUACAGCUCCCCAGCGCUCACGCGCCACAUCAACAAGUGCCACCCGUCAGAAAACCGGCAGGUGAUUCUGCUGCAGGUGCCCGUGCGGCCCGCCUGCUGAAGAGCCCGCGUGCCUUUAAACAUUAAAGGGGGAAAAAAAAGAAAAGAAGAAAAAACAAAACAAAACAACGGCGCGUGCAAGGGGAAACGACACAGCUAUAGAGCCUCGCGCUUAAAACCUACACGAUCGUAGUUUAUCAGAAUUGAACAGUUGAACAACAAUUGAAGUGCACAGCGAAAAUAUUAGGUGUUCAGUUAACACAGACUGACGUACAGUGCGGAAUUAACACACACACACACACACACACACACACACUUUUAACACUUUCAAGACUUUAUUUAACACUCUUCAGUUAAGCAUCAUGCUAAUUCGUAAGAAAGUUACAAGGCUAGGGAUUUAUUAUGACUUAAUUCGCAUUAAAUUCUACGCAAUCGCACUCACGCAGAGGAUUUCUUACUCACUGUGUCUGAGCAGUGCAGUCGUGUUAGUUAAUACAACACAGUCUCAUUUCACAAAUAGUUAAUGAAACACUGCACGUGGUCAUGGCCUGGGAAAAGGUUUAGACCCCAUGCCCUAUUAUAUGCAUCAUUUAACUCAACUCAAUUUAUUUAUUUAUUUAUGCAUUUAUUUGUGUAUUUAUUCGACUCAUUUCGUAGUUUAAAACUACCAUUUUUUAAAAUGAUGCUAAACAAAAUCGAGUAAAAAAAAAAGAAGUAAAACAGCAAAGACAUGAAUGUGAGUGCAGUUAAAAAGAAGCUACAACUCAAAACUAACUCAAACAUCACAAUAAAACAGAUAAAUGAAUAAUAAAAAAACAAACAAUCAAGAAACAGCUAAAAAUGCUCUAGUAGCCAAACUAAUGCUGAUUAGUAGGUUAGUAGUUUCUACAGUCUUAUCUUUGGCUGUGGAUUAUUAUUAUUAUUAUUAUUAUUAUUAUUAUUUUAUUCUUAGUAUCACUAAUCGACUCGCAUCCAAAGCCUAGAAGGGUUUGUAAACUAGAAGGGUUGUAUUGUCGUAACCUUCAGGUUUGGCCUCAUCGCAGCAUGUAAAUUAUUUUGUGUUGCAAAAAAAAAAAAGUGAUUACAGAUUCCUCAUUUCAGAUUCCUCAACACAGAGGGGUCAGGCACGGUCGUAAACAUGGGUGCUGAAACCCCGCCUCCCUCUCCUCCGAACCGCCACUGGAAUGGAAAUCUACCUAUAUGACUUUAGCUUUAAUCUAGCUUGUGGAUCUGUGGACUUUAGCUUUUGUUCUCAGACCUUAAUAAUAAUAAUGAUGAUGAUGAUGAUGAUGAUGAAGAAAAGGUUUUAGCCUUCUAGUGUAGCCAGAAAUGCCUUGAAAUAGCUCACACACAUUCUGCUGUAAAACUGCCUUAAUCGUGUAAAUGUGGGGUGACUGAAUGUUUUAUUUAUCUUUUAAAUGGUACGCUUCUUAUUUUUAUAUCAUUAUCAUUCCAUUGUGUGUAUAGAUUCACACUGGCUUUAUUUAUCUAUGUAUUUAUUUAUUGCAAAUGUUUUAUUUAAAUUAUUUCAAUGUCCGAAUUAGGCUAGACACUUUGAAACGGCCAAAUGUUUAAUUUCAUUGAUUCAAUCAAUGCAACAUUAAGAAGGGGGAAGAAGUAGCCUAGGGGUCGCAAGACCGUUUUCCCACCAUUGUUAGGUAGCCUUACAAUAAUUAGCCUAUUCCCUAUAGGCCGAUUAGUUUCGGGGGAAUCAUUCAGUCAGUGCUUGUGUGUUUCUGCAGUAUUGCUAUGUGUCCAAAUAACAAUAAUGACAA
This is a messenger RNA of Ictalurus furcatus (blue catfish), 4814 nucleotides long. RefSeq names its product insulinoma-associated 1a (gene insm1a). Gene Ontology annotation, molecular function: DNA-binding transcription repressor activity, RNA polymerase II-specific; RNA polymerase II cis-regulatory region sequence-specific DNA binding. NCBI's taxonomy places the organism in Eukaryota, Metazoa, Chordata, Actinopteri, Siluriformes, Ictaluridae. Bases 1793 to 3100 code for a protein of 435 amino acids. Gene Ontology annotation, biological process: negative regulation of transcription by RNA polymerase II; regulation of cell cycle process; neuron differentiation. The transcript has 2 exons. Gene Ontology annotation, cellular component: transcription repressor complex; nucleus. The record is from RefSeq and is a predicted model, not a curated record.